UCCAGGACCCGGCCUACGCCUCCUUCCUCUUCGAUAAGCUCCAGCGUCUCCAGUGGCCUCGUCGUGGCCGCCAUGCUUUGGUCGACACCCGCUGCGUCGUCUGCGGCGCCGCCUUCCACCAGCUGAGACGCCUCGCUCUGCGCCGCGCUCUAGGCGUCAGCAGGGAGAUGACGCCUCGCCCCGCCACGCCCACCGUCACCGCCCACCCCGCUCGCCCCGCCUCAGGGAGCGGCUGGGAGGGCGAUGAGCUGCCGGGGAAGCAGCAGAGAUGGUCGUAUGAGGAGCAGCGUGAGGGCGGGGCUAUGUGGGGAUGGGGCGGAGUUCAGAGCACCUACCUGGGAGGGGGCGGAGCCAGGGGGCUGGCCACAGUCACGCCGCUCCCCGUGAACACACAGCACCACCUGGAGGGAGUGUGGAGAGUCUCCUGCAGACCUGAACAACCCACUACGGGCUCGGCUUCAGGUGGAGUUCAUGUGACCAUGACGAGUUCGACUCACAGCAUCGCCACCCAGACCAGCCAACCAGUGUCUGCUGCAGCCGCCUUCUUCAUCAGGGCGGCUCAGAAGCUCAGUCUGUCCCGCAGGAAGAAGUCCCAGCCGGGCGCCGCCUCCUCGCCCGGCGAGGCCCCAGGGCCUCUGCUGUACACCGGGGGCUUCAGCGGGGCCCUGCAGCUGUCCCCGCCCGCCGUCCCACCAUGCCUCCUCCGAGCAGUGGCAAAGGUCAAGGACACACCGGGGAUGGGGAAGGUCCGGGUGAUGGUUCGGAUCUGCUCAGUCCGCAGCAGCGAGUCCUCAGAGUCCAUGUCCCUCCUCAAAGUGGACAGCAGGAAGAAGCAGCUGACUCUGUGCGAGACGACGGCGGGAGUCGCCACCGCCGCCGCCCAGAGACGGUCCUCCCCCUCAGCUCCAAAGACCUUCAUGUUCGACGCCGUCUUCUCCCAGGAUGCCUCGCAGGCGGAGGUGUGUUCUGGGACGGUGGCUGAGGUCAUCCAGUCGGUGGUGAAUGGAGCGGACGGAUGCAUCUUCUGCUUCGGACACGCUAACCUGGGUAAGACGUACACCAUGAUUGGCCGGGACUGCUCCACUCAGAGUCUGGGCGUGGCUCCGACGGCCGUGUCGUGGCUCUUUAAGGUGAUCGAGGAGCGCAGGGAGAAGUGUGGAGCUCGGGUCUCCGUCAGAGUGUCCGCCGUGGAGAUCUCCGGUCGGGAGGAGACGCUCACCGACCUCCUGGCUUCCUCAGCGGGGGGCCACCACCAGGAGGAGGUGUCCCUGCAAGAAGACCCUCUCUGCGGAUCCCAGCUGCAGAACCAGACGGAGCUUCGUGCAGCCAACGCCGAGCGGGCGGCGUUCUUCCUGGACACCGCCCUGGCAGCGAGGAGGAGCAGCCAGGCACCGAGCGACCAAGAGGCCCGGAGGAACUCGCACUUCCUGUUCACCCUUCACCUGUACCAGGAGAGGCCGGGCAAGAGCAACAAGGCAGCGCGUCAGUGUGUGUUUGAGUUGUCCGGGCGGAGCCGUCUCCACCUCCUGGAUUUGGGAAGCUGUGAGACGGACAUCAGCAGGACCCGAGAGGGAGGUGGUGAGGAGGGAGGUCAGUGUCUGUCUCUGUCUGCGCUGGGAAACGUCAUCCUCGCCCUCGCCAACGGAGUCAAGCACGUUCCCUACAGGGACAGUAAGCUCACCAUGCUGCUCAGUGAAUCUCUGGGAAACAUCAACUGUCAAACCACCAUGAUCGCACACAUCUCCGACUCCCCGGCCAACUACAUGGAGACGCUGACCACAGUUCAGCUGGCGUCCCGCAUCCACCGCAUGAGGAAGAAGAAGUCCAAGUAUGCCUCCAGCUCAUCCGGAGGGGAGAGUUCCUGCGAGGAAGGCCCGUCCUAUCGGCCUCCUCAUCUGCGACCCUUCCACCCUCGGACCGUGGCCCUCGAUCCGGACACGCCCCUGCUGCUCUCCAGUGACCCUGACUAUUCCUCCAGCAGCGAACACUCCUGCGACACCGUCAUCUACAUCGGGCCCGGGGGGAAGCCUAUCCCGGACCGAGAAUUGAGCGACAAUGAAGGACCUCCUUCGUUUGUUCCAAUCAUUCCCUCCCUGAACAAAAAGCGAGUCAAAGAUGCACCGCGGUCUGACGGUGAUCACUUCAAGUGUAACACGUUUGCAGAGCUUCAGGAGAGACUCGACUGUAUUGAUGGCAGCGAGGGCCCGGCUACCUUCAGCGCAGAGGGCAAAGCAGCAGCACUCAGGACUCAGACUGGAGCUACCAAACCCACAGAGGCAACAUCACCCCCCAAAUCUGACCAGAACUCCUCCAGCUGGUUUGUAGAAAGCACAAAUAAACCUGAUCAGGAACAAUCCCCUUCUGCCAGCACCCUCAUGAACACUUCCAAACGGACUAGUGCAGACGGAGAGAAGCUUUCAGCCACCCCCUUUCAGCCUUGUGUUGUGAGGUCCAGUGGGACUUUUUCUCCGGAUUCAGAGCCUGUGGUGCGAGAGAAGGUCUACAUCAAAGGAAGUGUACCCAAGCCGUCAGCCUCACCGUCCUUACCCAGGACAUCCAGGGCAGCAUCUCAGCCUGGCGAGGUUAUCGGUAGGACUCCCCCAGUGGGUAUGAGUCAACAAGCACUGAGGCAAGGACAACCAGGGGAAAGGGUCCCUCAUACAAGCAGAUGCUCCGUGGAGGUCAACAAUCUCCGGACGUCUCUGUUAGGAAGAUGCCUUGACAGGGAUUUCCUGAGGACUACCGUGACUCUGCAGCAGCCUGUGGAGCUGAAUGGGGAGGAUGAGCUCGUGUUCACAGUCGUAGAGGAGCUUCCUCAUGGCUUUGUCCCAGACAAUGGCCGUCCCUCCAACCUGCUCAGCUUUAAUAGUGACUGCUCUCAGCUAGCUUUAGCCUCUGGCUCUCACCCUGUAAGCAUCAUCAGCAGUAUUAACGAUGAGUACGACGCUUACACAUCUCAGCAAGGAGGGGUGGGACCUGGACCUGGUGUUAGCACCGACCGCCAGGAAAUGUCUUCCCGACAUGGGAACAAGCAGUCAAUUGUUGACUCGUGGUCACGUGAAGUGAGUGAUUUGGAUGAAAGUGAAGGAAGUCCUUCAACAAGCAGCCGUGUCAGAAACAUGGCAACAGAGAAUGUGUCCACGCUAACCUCGCCAAGCAUGUUUCAGCCACUCUUACAACAUGGCAUCAAGAGCUCUCUGAAUGACAGCGGCUGUUUCUCAGAGAUGGACAGUAACCAUGCUACUCCAAACAAACCUACCUUUGCCAAGUGUCCUCCCUCCUCCGACUCAACCAAAGCCUCUUUCAAAGGCUCUCUCAAGACGAGAGGCAAUACUUUAAACCCUUCUGUGUCCGCCCAGAUUCCCCAUCAUGUCGCCCAUUCCAGUCUUCCCAGGAAAACCAAGCCUACCUCAUCUGCAACUGUGGGCUUCAGAAGACAGGAAGGCAGACAUGAUGACUCUUUGCUUCAGGGAAGCAGUGACUUUGAUCCCAGAGAGAUGGAGUUUCUCUCUGCAGGUAAGCCAACAAGAAGUGGCAUGAGCAGCGUUUUCUUGAGGAGGCCCAGAGGGAACAGUAACAGUGUACCUCGCCCGCCAAAGGCGGCAGCGCCGUCUUCAGCUCAGAGGAUUGUGGAUGGUUGUGAGAGGUCCAGCAGGAAGGAAGACACUCUCAUUAAGCUGCCACGACUCACGCGAGGGGCAACAACCCUGGGAACUGUUUCUGUUCCCCAGAGUCAUGAGGGUACUUCGUUAUCAGGUACGCUGAGGUUUUCAUCCUUGAGGAAAAAGUCAAAUGGGCAGAAAAGCAUUGUGACCUCCAAGUCUGGAAACUUAUCUCCUCCUGCUCCACCUGUGAGACAGUCAAGCCAAGAACAAAAGACAAGGACUGCUCUGUCUCCAAGUGCCUUAAAAGUAAGCUGCAACAUUGGAAAGUCCUCAUUCCCUAAAACAUCGACCUCAGAGGAAGAAUUCAACAUGAGGCUGCGGGCGGAGUCGUUUAUCCACAGGACGUCUACCGUAAAACCUGAGCAUGGUUCUGCCAGGACAUCUUCAAGCCUGAAGACACGCGGGGCUAAAGCAGAGUCCUCCAGGUACUACGGGAGUCUGAUGUCUCUGGAGAGAUGUGACAGUCAAACCUUAGCCGGGUCCAAGCCUGAACUGUUCGGGGAGAACAGUGGUGCUACUUCAGGAGGUAACGGUAGAUCCAACAGAUCCGUGCCAAGGCUCGGUAUUCCAGCCUCCACCUCCACGUCUGCCUCUCCUUCCCAGGUUUCUCCUGGUGUCUUUGCAACUACAAGUAAACUUGGGCAGGUCAAAGGCAAUAGCAGCCCACGAGCAGUGGUUUCUGGUGGAUCAAAGGUUCGGACCCUGUCUACCAGUAGCUCCAAGAGCUUGAGCUCCUCCCCUAAACCUCUUGAUAAUGUAGCUGGACGCAACGUCAGCCUACCUCCACCUGGUAAGUCUCCAACUCGGUUGGGGACAGGAGCUAAGAUGGGAAGAGGCACCAUCAUGGGGACAAAGCAGGCCAUCAGCAGGGCGGCCAACAGCCGGGUUAGUGAGCUCGCCAUUGGGAGCCAAAGGAAGCAGCUCAACCGGGCCCCUGGAGUAACGGGAAGCGAUAGCACUGACAGCGGGACUAGCAGUGUCAGUGGAUCACCAAUCAGCACGCUGCUACCAUCACCUUACAGCAAGAUCACCGCACCCCGAAGGCCGCAGCGCUACAGUAGCGGGCAUGGCAGUGACAACAGCAGCAUCCUCAGCGGGGAGCUGCCGCCUGCCAUGGGACGCACAGCCUUGUUUUAUCACAGCGGGGGCAGCAGUGGCUACGAGAGCAUGAUCCGAGACAGCGAGACCACCGGCAGCACCUCGUCAGCACACGACUCCAUGAGCGAGAGCGGAGCGUCCUCGUCCAAUAGGAGCAGAGUGUCCAAAUCGCCCAAGAAGAGAGGAAACGGUUUCCAGCGGCGCCGUCUGAUCCCGGCUCCCCUCCCGGACACCUCGUCUCUGGGCAGGAAGGUGGGAGGUCAGUGGCUGGACCUGCCGCUGCUGGGCGGCGCCCUGAAGGAGCCCUUCGAGAUCAAAGUGUACGAGAUCGACGACGUGGAGCGCCUGCAGAGGAGGAAGGAGGCGGGGUCAGAGCUGUUCCACGACGUUGAAAAGGGUCUGCUCACUUUAACGCCCGGCUGAGGAUGCUGGAGAGGAGGCAGCCAGGCAGAUCAGAGAGCUGAAGAGCAAACAGGAGAGGCUGAAGGUGG
Molecule: messenger RNA, 5254 nt
Organism: Larimichthys crocea (large yellow croaker)
Lineage: Eukaryota; Metazoa; Chordata; Actinopteri; Sciaenidae
Product: kinesin-like protein KIF26A
Exons: 13
Coding region: 168-5186 (1672 amino acids)
Biological process (GO): microtubule-based movement
Molecular function (GO): microtubule binding; ATP binding; microtubule motor activity
Source: RefSeq, a predicted model, not a curated record